Entamoeba nuttalli P19 is the source of this 840-nucleotide messenger RNA. RefSeq names its product 3'-5' exonuclease domain containing protein. The coding region runs from base 1 to 840 and encodes 279 amino acids. Gene Ontology annotation, biological process: nucleobase-containing compound metabolic process. The transcript has a single exon. Gene Ontology annotation, molecular function: nucleic acid binding; 3'-5' exonuclease activity. NCBI's taxonomy places the organism in Eukaryota, Evosea, Mastigamoebida, Endamoebidae. The record is from RefSeq and is a predicted model, not a curated record.
AUGUCAUUUUCAAGUGUUAAGGUGCAUUAUUGCCGAUAUAUGCAAGACUGGGACAAAAUUAGUGAUCGAAUUUGUAAAAAUAAUUAUGUUGGAUUUGAUGUUGAGUAUGUUGAUAAAACUCCUGCUACAAUUCAGCUUUCAUCACCAACUGAAGCAUUUGUUUUACAUGUAUUUCACUAUAAAGAACUACCAAAGACAUUGGUUCAAUUAUUAGAAAAUGAUGGAAUAAUUAAAAUUGGAGUUGGAGUUAAAGAUGACUUAAAAAAAAUUGAUGAUAAAUAUAAAACACAUUGUCAAGGUGGACUUGAUAUAGGGUGGACUGCUUAUUUGAUUGGAGCUGUAUCAGAAUAUAGAGGUAUUGAUUAUUUAGGGGAGAAAUUACUUGGAGAAAAGAAAUUAGGUGGAUUUGCAACAUGGGGAAUAGGUAGGCUAGAAAAGAAACAAAUUGACUAUGCCGCUAAAGAUGCAUGGAUUGGUGUUUGUGUUGCUGAAAAAAUUUAUAAUGAAAGUUUAACCACUAAAGAAAAGAAGAGAUGUAAUAUCACUGACUGGGUUAAGGAUAUGGCAGCAUCAAAGAUUGAUGUACUUGAUUAUUGUGAUGAUGAAGAUAAAGGAGUUGUAACAAACACAGUUGUUAACGAAAAUGAUGUACAAGGAGAAUUAAGAAGUAUAAGAAAAACUAAGGAAUAUCUAAGCCAAUUAAGAAAAGAAGAAAAAGCUCAAUUGAAACAACUAGAAAAAGUAAGUGAAGAGAAAAAGCCAAAGAAGGUUGACAAUAAAAAGGGUACCAAGAAAGAAAAAGAUGAAUUAGUCCUUAAUAUCUUUUUUGAUGAUGAAUAA